UAAGGUCACAUGAGCGUCGCCAUGGUGCCAAAUGAGGCUAUGGCGUAGUCGAUCUCUAGCGUCUAGCAGCAUCUGUUCAAAAUGAGCAGAAAUGAAACGUGUUUACUUCUUGGAGCUACUGAAGUCGGAAAAACAUUCCUGAUAAAACGUCUACAAAAGCUCAUUUUGCAUGGUGACUUGGGGGCAGCUCCUUCUACUCUGCCUACAGUAGGAACCAAUCUGACUGAUCUGACACUGAAGAAGAAGAGGAAGGUGACGGUGAGAGAGCUCGGAGGUUGUAUGGGUCCAAUAUGGCCCAGUUACUUCAACGACUGCUCCUCUGUUAUUUUCAUGGUGGACUCAGCCAACAUUGCUCAGGUGUCCUGCUCAUGUAUCCAGCUGCUGUCGGUCCUCUCUGCUGAGCCUCUGCACGGUGCCCGUGUGCUCAUUCUCUUUAACAAGAUAGACAUGCCCUGCACUAUGAGUCUUAUCGAAAUCAAAUCACUGUUCAGGAUGGAUGACAUCAUUGCAUCGGCUAGUCAGCCAAUCACGAUACUGGAAAUCAGUGCUCGCUCCGGACAGGGACUUCAGGAGGUGCUCAACUGGCUGGAGUCCAUCCCAGUCAAGUGACCUUCUGUUCCUUUGCUCCUGAAGAAAAUAUGGUGUUUAAAUAACACUGAAGUCUUUUUUUUACAUGAGAUGCCAGGAUGCUCAAAACCCAUUCUGAGGAUAUAAUGAUGUUUUUGCAAAAUGACUGGAAGGGUGAAAAGACAUACAACAAGAAAAACACUUAAUGCUGCAGUAGAAAAUAUUGUGACAUGUUUUAAAUGAGUAACUAUUUGUAGCAGUGAGAGCAUGGUAGAAUAGUGGUCAAAUAGUUAACCAUUUGUGGCAUAGCAUAAUAAGUUGCUUGUUGUGAUAGUUGAUGGUGGACCAGCUAUACUGGCUAAAAAAAAUAUUACUAUGCGUAGGGGCUCUUUACCAAGUAAUGCUUUGUGACACAACAACUAGAAGACCUUGGCUUGUAGGAGAUACUGCUCUAAAAGAUAAAACCAAUAAACACCAGCAGGGGGCAGAAGGUGAGACUGGUAGGAGCAAAAAACAGUAAAUCUGGAACUUAAAGUGAUUUGACACAUAAAGUGUCUUCAUAUCAAGGCAAAUGAAGUAAGGCAAAGCAUUAAACCCAGCCAAAGAAUGAAGCAGUAUUAUAAGUCAUAUAUAUUAAGUCAUAAUUUGUAAGAUUUACUGUGAAUAAAAUGUUAUUCAUACA
Molecule: messenger RNA, 1249 nt
Organism: Betta splendens (Siamese fighting fish)
Lineage: Eukaryota; Metazoa; Chordata; Actinopteri; Anabantiformes; Osphronemidae
Gene: arl16
Product: ADP-ribosylation factor-like 16
Exons: 5
Coding region: 82-609 (175 amino acids)
Molecular function (GO): GTP binding; GTPase activity
Source: RefSeq, a predicted model, not a curated record